Molecule: messenger RNA, 1090 nt
Organism: Anopheles maculipalpis
Lineage: Eukaryota; Metazoa; Arthropoda; Insecta; Diptera; Culicidae
Product: cell surface glycoprotein 1
Exons: 4
Coding region: 62-1090 (342 amino acids)
Source: RefSeq, a predicted model, not a curated record
GACGACGACGACGACCAGGAGAACAAAGACAAGGGCUAGGAGGGCUUUCCAGUCCAGAACGAUGGAGUGUGACGAUGCGGCCGUCGAACGCCAAAAGCUAGUGUCGAACGAUGAGGAGGACGAUCAGAACACCAUCACGAAUCUUUCCUCGAGCGGGCAGGCCAAAUCCGUACAGACGCCCAUCUCACCCGUUCUGAGCAACAAGUUGUUUUCCAGCGGCGAAACUAGCCGAAGCCAAAACUCUACCAGCUACUCCCUCGGGAAGGGACUCCCGAACGAUGCACCACUGGCCACUAAAGUCAGCUACGUUAACGAACGCAAAGCGCAGGAUACAAAGCCAAAGGCGAAGAAAAUCCAACGAGAGCUCACUCCGACCGGUGGUAUUCCGAUCACCGCUACCACUACUACCAAUACCAACACAAACACCAUCACAACCACUGCGGUUGGCACGGUCUCCUCUUCCAGCACUAGUAGCAAUCUCCCGGACGGACCGAUCGCACCACCACCAACGGCCGUACCGCACGCUAGCGGCGUAACCCGCCAGCUUAAAUCUCCGCCACCACAGUACCAACGGCCAAAGCCACCCGAUUCGUUGCCCUCGGCAACUAGCAGCGGUGUAGGGGGUGCGGGUAGCGGCGGCGGCGGCGGCGGUGGUGGUGGUGGUGGUGGCAGUACAAAACUGCGCCACCCAUCGAGUGUGCAUCCCGUGUCGUCGGCUGCCUCGGGCAGCUCAAUAACGCACAAUUUCUCAUCCCGUCCACUAAAGCAUCAUUCUUUCAUAUCAGAGGUACCCGACGUGCGGCACAUGGAGCGAGCCCUACUUGGAUUGCUGGAGGAUUUCCAUUCGGGCAAACUGAAAGCUUUCGGUUCAGGCUGUACGAUGGAGCAGAUGACGAGCAUCCGCGAGCAGCAGGAAAGUUUGGCAAAGUUACACUUUGACCUUGGCACAGAAGCAUUUACCGGUGGCAGCAAUAAUCCGAACACCGACAACGAGCUGCAAGCGCAAAGCAAUAUGAAGAAGCUGGUACAAAAGCUGGAACAAUUGUCCUUCUCAAUAGAGAAGCUUCACUCAAGCAAUGUGGAAAAGUAG